AUGGAAGACGGUCGGAAGGUCAACAUCAUGGAAGAAGGUCGGGUCUUGGUAACACCAGGACUCCAUCUAGGCGAAGUGGUGCUUGUACACGGGCGCUAUUAUGAUACUGCCUGUGAACUCCAGUUCCACGAUAUCAUCGAUCGUUUCGACAAAUUCAUUGAGAGCGCCUGCGUAAAACUAUCUCUGGACAAAGAGGAUAUUUUGUCGCAGAUUUUCAAGGCUCUAUCUGAGCAGUUGAUACUGGAUCGUAUGACAACGAGCCAGAUCGAACAGACAUACGACGACUGCCUGUAUCACUCAUCACUCGUGCACAGUCAAAGCAGGACAUUAUCAAGCGACAAGAAGGUCAUCUUAUCCAGGGAGAUUGCGGAGCUUUCGUGGACAGUCACUUCGCAGGGGAUUAUCUCUGGCCUGCAUCUGGCCAAGAGGAGUUUGUAG
Messenger RNA from Alternaria viburni, 438 nucleotides. RefSeq lists its product as uncharacterized. Lineage: Eukaryota; Fungi; Ascomycota; Dothideomycetes; Pleosporales; Pleosporaceae. The record is from RefSeq and is a predicted model, not a curated record. The transcript is spliced from 2 exons. Bases 1 to 438 code for a protein of 145 amino acids.